UGGUUGUCGUUUGUGUAACCUUUAUGCGUGUUUGUAAUUCGUUCACAUCCACAAUUAGGAUAGCCAAAAAUGAACAGAAACUCAUUGCUUUAGGACUGUACUAAAUCAUUUGUACGCAUUUGUAUGGUAUCGCCAAUGUGAAAAAGUUUUCAAAAUAUCACAUCACUAACAGUAAUUAAGAAAGUGUCAACAGUUUCAUGUCAUCGUUUAAGUUUUGCAAUAUGUUUUUUUUUUUUUUUUUAAUCUGUUAUUUUCGAUUGGGAUGCUGUUGGAAAACAAAACUGAAAGAGAACUCGGUAUGUGUCAAGCAAGCUGAAAAGCAACGAUUCGACAUUUCGACUAUCACCACCACGAGGCACACCAGUCGUACCUCUUUACGCUUGCCGGAACCAUUGCAUUUUUCCAAAGCUCUAUACGUCAUUUGACGAGGGAAAUGAUAAUUUUGUCACUCACGUGAUAACCAAACGGUUUUAUGAUACAACUUAAUGUCUCUUGUCAAAAAGAACUCAGAAAAGUACUGAACAUUUCAAAAGGUGUACAGCAUGGAAAAAAACAGAGCCCAAGUUGUGGUUGUGGGCUCCUUCAUGUCUGAUGUUGUCACGUAUGUAGACCGAUUGCCAAAUGCAGGGGAAACAAUCACAGGAAGUCAAUUAGUUUUGUGCUGUGGUGGGAAAGGGGCCAACCAAUGUGUCACUGCUGCUCGUUUAGGUGCUAGAACAUCUAUGAUUGGAAAGUUGGGGAAAGAUUCUUUUGGAGAUGAGCACUUGCAAACGAUGACAGCUGAAGGUGUAGACACAACUCACAUAACACUUACAGAUGAAGCACUAACAGGUGUUGGCCAACUGACUGUCUUGCCCAAUGGACAAAAUAGGGUAAUCACUGUCAGUGGAGCAAAUGCAUACUUAACCGUUAACGACAUCGCAUGUGCAAGAACGACUAUCUCGACUGCGAAGGUUAUGCUGUGCGAAAUUCAAGUCGAAAAAGAGACUGCUAUAGCUGCUCUUCAAAUGGCUAAUGAUUUGGGAGUAUUGACAAUCUUGAAUGCUGCACCAGCUUGCGCUAACCUGGAUCCGGCGUUUUUUAGGCUCAGUGAUAUUUUCUGUGUGAACGAAACCGAGGCUGAAGUGACAACUGGAAUCCAGGUUCGAUCCCUGGACGAAGCUGCUGCAUCGGCCAAGUGUUUGUUAGAGAAAGGUUGUAAAAAUCAUGUAUUAAUUACAUUGGGAGCUCAAGGAGCUCUCCUCUUAUCGAGGGGAGAUGCGGAUAAGCCUGUACACAUAAAAGCACCGGCUGUUUCCGCGAUAGAUACAACUGGAGCUGGAGAUUGUUUUCUUGGUGCAUUAGCGUUUUUCCUCGCCACACGUCCAGAGCUUGUUCUCCACAAAGCCAUUGAAUAUGCAUGCAUCGUCGCCUCAGUUAGUGUCCAACGGAAUGGAACUCAGCCCAGUUUUCCCCAUUGGAAUGAAAUGUCAAACGAAUUAUUUCGCAAUGAUUAAGAUGGAAAUUUUUGUUGUGCGGUUCUUUUUAGAAAUGCGUGUAGUUAAACUUGAGUCAAAUACAGUCACUGCUGGAA
Molecule: messenger RNA, 1573 nt
Organism: Daphnia magna
Lineage: Eukaryota; Metazoa; Arthropoda; Branchiopoda; Diplostraca; Daphniidae
Product: ribokinase
Exons: 7
Coding region: 543-1496 (317 amino acids)
Biological process (GO): D-ribose metabolic process
Molecular function (GO): ribokinase activity
Source: RefSeq, a predicted model, not a curated record